Sciurus carolinensis (gray squirrel) is the source of this 5699-nucleotide messenger RNA. It is a transcript of the gene Ercc6, whose product is annotated as ERCC excision repair 6, chromatin remodeling factor. Gene Ontology annotation, molecular function: ATP-dependent chromatin remodeler activity; ATP binding. Bases 128 to 4678 code for a protein of 1516 amino acids. The transcript is spliced from 22 exons. NCBI's taxonomy places the organism in Eukaryota, Metazoa, Chordata, Mammalia, Rodentia, Sciuridae. Gene Ontology annotation, biological process: transcription-coupled nucleotide-excision repair. The record is from RefSeq and is a predicted model, not a curated record. Gene Ontology annotation, cellular component: nucleus.
CUUGGCUCCCGGCCCGGCGGGCCAGCGACCAAGCAUCUACUUCACCGAAUUCUUUUGAGGUCCGGCGCGCAGGUCCUGCCGCGCCCUGUUUGAUCUCUCUUAAAAUACUAGAGAGAGAAUUGUGCGUAUGUACAAACAACCCUUCCUACCAGGAUUCAGCUCACCCUUGGCCACAGAAACUCCAGUACUCAAGGGAAAGGACAGUGAAGAUAGUCUGUGGAGGAUGCCAAAUGAAGCAGUCUCUCACUCAAGUCAAACUCAAGAGCAAGACUGUUUACAAAGACAGCACAUUAGUACUAAUGAAGAAUCACCAACUGAACAGAAAAAUGGUGGGGAUGCAGAGAAGGAGGAGCACCUCCCUUCUCCUUCUUCCGACUAUGGGCCCUCUACUUCUACUGAGGGCUGUACAUCGGCAGCUGCAAGGAGAGGUCCAGGCCUGCUGCACAUUGACAGGCAUCAGAUCCCGGCGGUGGAGCCCAGUGCACAGGCUCUGGAACUUCAGGGCCUGGGUGUUGAUGUCUAUGACCAGGCUGUGCUGGAGCAGGGUGUGCUUCAGCAGGUAGAUAGUGCAAUCCUUGAGGCCAACCGUGUAGCACAGCUCAUAGAUGCUGAGAAGGAAUAUCAUUCAGUCCUGGAUGACCUCACGUCAUGUACAACAUCCCUAAGGCAAAUCAAUAAAAUUAUUGAACAACUUAGCCCUCAAGCUGCCACCAACAGAGACAUCAACAGGAAACUAGAUUCUGUAAAACGACAGAAGUAUAAUAAGGAACAACAACUAAAGAAGAUCACUGCAAAACAGAAACGUCUGCAGGCCAUCCUUGGAGGAAUGGAGGUAAGAGUGGAACUGGAUCAUGUCAGCCUGGAGGAAGAGGAUGCAGAGCCGGGGCCAUCCUGUCUUGGCAGUAUGCUCAUGCCUGCCCAAGAGACUGCCUGGGAAGAGCUCAUCCGCACUGGCCAGAUGACACCAUUUGGUACCCAGGUCCCUCAGAAACAACAGAAAAAGCCUAGAAAAAUAAUGCUUAAUGAGGCAUCGGGCUUCGAAAAGUAUUUGGCAGACCAAGCAAAACUGUCUUUUGAAAGGAAAAAGCAAGCUGCUAAUAAAAGAGCAGCCAGAAAAGCCCCAACGUUGGUCAUGUCUAAGGCUGGCCCAGCACCAAAUGAAAACAAACCAAACCAGAGAAGCAAAGUUCUCUCAAAAACAGAUAAGUGCUUGAAAAAGCACAUCAGGAAGCUCCAGAAGAGGGCACUGCAGUUCCAGGGAAAAGUGGGGUUGCCGAGAGGGAAGAAGCCCCUUGAGUCAGAGACCAGGCCAAAGUCAGAGGGAGACUCUGAGAGUGGGGAGUCUUGGUCUUGUCUCACAGAGCAGGAGGAGGAGGCAGAGGCCAACCUGUCUGGACAUGGCACUGACUAUGAACUAAGACCUGUGCUCAAGGGCAGGAAACGCCAGAAGAAAACCCCAGUGCAGGAGGUUGAUGACGACUUUUUCCCAAGUUCUGGGGAAGAAGCUGAAGCCAACGGAGGAGGAAAGGGAGGUCGCAAAGUAGUGAGAUGCCAAGAUGAUGGAGACGAAGAUUAUUAUAAACAGCGAUUAAGGAGAUGGAAUAAACUAAGACUGCAAGACAAAGAGAAACGUCUGAAGCUUGAAGACGAUUCUGAGGAAAGUGAUGCCGAAUUUGAUGAAGGUUUCAAAGUGCCAGGUUUUCUGUUCAAAAAGCUCUUUAAGUACCAGCAGACAGGUGUUAGGUGGCUGUGGGAAUUGCACUGCCAGCAGGCAGGAGGAAUUCUGGGAGAUGAAAUGGGAUUGGGCAAGACCAUCCAGAUAAUUGCCUUCUUGGCAGGUCUGAGCUACAGCAAGAUCAGGACUCGUGGUUCAAAUUACAGGUUCGAGGGGUUGGGUCCCACUAUACUUGUCUGUCCAACCACAGUGAUGCAUCAGUGGGUGAAAGAAUUCCACACAUGGUGGCCUCCAUUCAGAGUGGCAGUUCUACAUGAAACUGGCUCCUAUACCCACAGAAAGGAGAAACUAAUUCGAGAUAUUGCUCAUUGUCAUGGAAUUUUGAUCACUUCUUACUCCUACAUUCGACUGAUGCAAGAUGACAUUAGCAGACAUGAAUGGCACUAUGUGAUCUUGGAUGAAGGACACAAAAUUCGAAAUCCAAAUGCUGCUGUCACCCUUGCUUGCAAGCAGUUCCGCACACCUCAUCGGAUCAUCUUGUCCGGCUCACCGAUGCAGAAUAACCUCCGGGAGCUCUGGUCCCUCUUUGACUUUGUCUUCCCAGGAAAGUUAGGCACAUUGCCUGUGUUUAUGGAGCAGUUCUCUGUCCCCAUCACCAUGGGGGGAUAUUCCAAUGCUUCCCCAGUACAGGUUAAAACUGCUUAUAAGUGUGCAUGUGUCUUACGAGAUACCAUAAACCCGUACCUUCUGCGGAGAAUGAAGUCAGAUGUCAAGAUGAGCCUUUCUUUGCCAGAUAAAAAUGAACAGGUCUUAUUUUGCCGUCUUACAGAUGAACAGCAGAAAGUCUACCAGAAUUUCAUUGAUUCCAAAGAAGUUUACAGGAUUCUCAAUGGAGAAAUGCAGAUUUUCUCUGGACUUAUAGCCCUAAGAAAAAUCUGCAACCACCCUGAUCUCUUUUCUGGAGGUCCCAAGAAUCUCAGAGGUCUUCCAGAUGAUGAACUAGAAGAAAAUCAGUUUGGAUACUGGAAACGUUCUGGAAAAAUGAUUGUUGUUGAGUCUUUGUUGAAAAUAUGGCAGAAGCAGGGUCAACGAGUGUUACUAUUUUCUCAGUCAAGACAGAUGUUACAUAUACUGGAAGUGUUCCUGAGAAGCCAGAAGUAUUCCUAUCUCAAGAUGGAUGGAAGCACUACCAUAGCAUCAAGACAACCACUGAUUACAAGAUACAAUGAGGACACAUCCAUCUUCGUGUUUCUUCUGACCACGAGGGUGGGAGGCAUAGGAGUCAACCUGACUGGGGCCAACAGAGUCAUCAUCUACGACCCUGACUGGAACCCAAGCACUGAUACACAGGCCCGGGAGCGAGCAUGGAGGAUAGGCCAGAAGAAGCAGGUGACUGUGUAUAGACUUCUGAUGGCAGGCACGAUUGAAGAGAAGAUUUACCAUCGACAAAUCUUUAAGCAGUUUUUGACAAACAGAGUACUAAAAGAUCCAAAACAAAGGCGGUUUUUCAAAUCCAAUGAUCUUUAUGAGCUGUUUACUCUUACUAGUCCUGAUGCAUCCCAGAGCACUGAAACAAGUGCUAUCUUUGCAGGAACUGGUUCAGAUGUUCAGACACCCAAAUGCCAUUUAAAAAAAAAGAUUCCAUCAGCCUUUGGAACAGACAGUGACAUUCCAAAAUGCAGAAAACUUCCUGAUUCUGAUACAUCUGCAAAUGAUGCCUUAUCAACUGAAGAGAAAUCUAAGGCAACAGGAACUGAAGGAACUACACAAACUUCUACCGAACGUGAUCCUUUAACAAGAAAUAAUCCUCAUACAAGUGGUAACAUAACUAGCAGUGAUGGGCUUAAAGAAGAGACAAAUGCAGUGUCUGAACAGGAGGAGCCACCAAUGAUCAGUGGAAAUAAGGACUGUUCAGAUUCUCCAAGAAUUGGCAGAAUAUCUAGGCCAUCUGGUGAAGAAAGCAUUGAUGAAAAGCAAGAUCCUUCUUAUAAAGGAGAAAGCUGCCAGAUUCAGACAGAACCUCUUGGGAAGGAUGAACAAAUGGAAAGUCAUUUUUAUAAGCACAAGUCGAAAACAAAACAUCAUGAUGUGUCAGAAGAAAAGACCUCAGAAAAACACCUGCAGCAGCAGCCAAAGCCCAAGAACUCUAAGCAUUGGAAAGAUGCCAAAUUUGAAGGAAUUCGAGUUCCACACCUGGUGAAGAAAAGGCAAUACCACAAGCGAGACACUGAGCCUGCAAGUGAGGCCCAGGGACGGAGCAGUGAUGAUUAUGUUUUGGAAAAGCUUUUCAAAAAAUCAGUGGGUGUGCACAGCGUGGUGAAGCACGAUGCCAUCAUAGAUGGGGCCAGUCCAGAUUAUGUCCUGGUGGAGGCAGAAGCCAACCGAGUGGCCCAGGACGCCUUGAAAGCCCUGAGACUCUCACGUCAACGGUGUCUUGGGGCAAUGUCUGGAGUCCCCACCUGGACUGGCCACAGGGGGACUUUAGGUGCACCAGCAGGAAUAAAGAGUAGAUUUGGUCAGAAAAAGAACUCUAAUCUCCCUGUGCAGCGUCCUUCAACAUCUCCGAUGGAAAAAUGCCAGGAUGAUGUCAUGAACAAGGAGGGAAAAGAUCAUGGCCCUAAUCACUUCAGUGGAAAAGCAGAAGAUUCAGAGUCUUCUUCUGGAGCCCUUGCUUCCUCCUCACUCUUGGCCAGAAUGAGAGCAAGAAAUCACCUAAUUCUCCCAGAGCGGUUAGAGAGUGAAAGCGGGCACCUGCCAGAGGCUUCUGCCCCGAUGCUGCUCUCUACAGAACAUGAUGACCUGCUGGUGGAAAUGAGGAACUUCAUUGCUUUUCAGGCCCACAUUGAUGGCCAGGCCAGCACUCAGGAGAUUCUGCAGGAAUUUGAGUCCAAGCUAUCGGUGUCACAGUCUUGUGUCUUUCGAGAACUGUUGAGAAAUCUGUGCACUUUUCAUAGAACUCCUCGAGGUGAAGGAAUUUGGAAACUCAAGCCAGAGUACUGCUGAACAACAUUGUUCCUAAACUUUCAGUCAUAUCUUCCACUGGAAGUGUGUGAUUACUAACUUGUGCUUAAUAAUCAUGUUUGUCGAGGAAAUUUGGCUACCCCUAUGUUUACUUUAAAAUGGUAUCUACCUCAUACCUAAAACUUUAAAGAAGAAACUCUUCUCCAGAAUUGAGAAGUUAAUAAUGCUAUUAAAAGAAAAAUACUUGGAUGGAUUUUUUUUUUUUUUUUCAUUAUGAACUGUGUUCUAAAAUCAGGGACUUAACUGUUGCUUCUUGGAGCACAUUUGUUCCUUUACCCAAAAGAUAGUGUCAUGGAGCAUAUAACUAUUCAUUUGGAAGUUUAUAGAAUAGAACCAGUGACUUGGGAGGCUGAGACUGGAGGAUCUCAAGUUGAAGACCAGCCUCAGCAACUUAGUGAGACCCUGUCUCAAAGUGAAAAAUAAAAAGGGCUGAGGAUGUUGCUCAGUGUAAAUCCCCCCUGGGUUAGAUCUCCAGUACCAAAAAAAAAAAGUUGUUUGAAGUUUGUAGAAUAGAAAUCUCAAUUCUUUUUAUUGGUGCUAGAAACAUAUCUUACAUUCAGUCAACCUGUUCAGUAAAUCAGUUUAUUGAUAUCUGAUAACAGCAGCAUUUUGAUGCAUAACUUUUACAUGUUUAAAUUUAUCAUUUGCCAUACACGAAAAGAUAAUAUUUCAAAUUUUACAUCACAUUAAUCGCCUUUAAACAAUCCUCCUUUAAAAAUAUCAUUAAAUUGGUAGGUUUCUUUUCCUUAUUUUGGAAGCCAGGGAUUGAACCUGGAGCCUCACAGAUGAUGAACAUGCACUUUACCACUCAGCUAUAUCCCUAGCCAGAGGGCAUUUUUAUUAGUAAAGCAUGAAAGCCUGGUAAUAAAUAAUAAGGCAGAUAUUUGUGGAAAGUUUUAGUGUACUCAUUUUACUCCAACUUUAAGAAAAGUACAUUUUUCUCCCCAUUCUGACUAUUGGUUUCAGGAAAGUAAAAUGUAUUAUCAUUUAAAAAAAAAAAAAA